Messenger RNA from Sclerotinia borealis F-4128, 3747 nucleotides. Lineage: Eukaryota; Fungi; Ascomycota; Leotiomycetes; Helotiales; Sclerotiniaceae. The record is from the annotation of a GenBank genome assembly.
AUGAUGCCUCGUGCCGUACCCAUCUAUCCAGGACCCCUCUCCAUGACAAGCGAAGAACAUUAUGAUUAUGUAGAAUCGAGGGCGAUCAUUACCGAAGAAGGUAGUCGGAUUAUUUUGGAAGAGGAGAUUACGAUAAAUGUGGAUUUUGGAACGACGGUUGAGGAGAGACAUUCGGAGGAUUGUGUUUGUGUGGUUUGUAGGGAUGUAGAGAGGGUGAAGAUGGGGAGGAGGACAGUGAUUACGGGGGGGCGUACGGGGAUUGGUGAGGAGGAUGAGGAUGAGGAUGAGGAUGAGGAGAGUGAGAGUGAGAGUGCGAGUGAGAAGGGAUGUGGUGAGGAUGAUGUUGGUGAUAAGGGUGGAGACGAUGAGGAGGGUGAGGGUGGAUGUGGAAUUUCCCAAGGAAAGGUUUCAGAGGAAAUUGAUGGGGAAAUCGUCUUUAUGGGUACAGGAAAGAUGACUUCCUUGAAGAUCUCCAGACCUCUUACUCCAGCAAGUAAAAAGUUGAGAAAGAGUAAGGGGGGUGGGGGCAGUGCAUCGACGACUCUUACAGAUGGGCUGAGAAAUCGCACUGCUUUGCUUCAAUUGAAGUACGGGGUUGAGAGAGAUCUAAGUGAGAUGGGCAAGUUGGAAGUAAGUGAAAGCAACACAUCUGAAGUUACAGCCGCUUCUUCAAUUUCGCUUUCACUUUCGCUUUCACCAUCGUCGGAUUCUGGCGCGAGUCUUAAUUAUGAGAGAGGACGAAGUGCGAGUCGAGAUCUCCAUGCUCGUUGGGAGCCGCAAAUCAAGAAUAAGCCAGGAUUGACAAGCAAAGGAUUGGGUGUGGUGAAGAGAAGUUUAUCGAGAAGUUUAUCAACUGGCAAGGGAAAAGAAAAGGGGAGUGACGGCAGUGGAAGUGGUAGGACACGCAAGGUAUGGAGAUUUGCGCGGAGUCUUAGUAGGCGGAGUGAUAACUCGGGCCAUUCAUCACAGAUGCGAAAAGAGGCAGAGGAAGAACAAGCCAAGCUCGAAGAGCAGUCGCGGGAUACGAGUCAAAGUGGAGAGAUCGAAGAUCAGCAUUCUUCUUUCGGGGAAGAAGAAAGUCGGCACACAAGUUUUCAAGGCGAUGAUGUUAUGGAGCAAGGUGAAGAGGGAACCCUAGGAGCGUUUAUUGGACCGCGACGAAAUCCCGAGAUGCACGAAUUUCCGACUUUUGAUCCCCAGCAAUUUGUUCCGGCUCAAUCUGCAGAAUUGCACCGAUUCAAGAAGAGAUCGAGUUCCGAGUCAAAUAUCUCGAUCUUGGAGCUCGAUGGAAAAUCCCAAUCCCGCUCACGAUCACCUUCUCUGAGAUCUCGCCAUUAUAGUUCUCGCGGUUCUUUCUCGCUCAAUUGGGAUAAUAUCUCCUCGGAUACUGUGUAUCAUAAACAUGCUCGUCGCUUCUGGCAGAAUCCUUCUGCGUAUGGUGAAGAUAUACCAGGUUAUAACCCCGAAACUGAUAAUCCAUAUCUUGCAUAUGAUCGGUAUCAAGAAGUGAGCGAGUGGGCGGAUAGCACAGAGGAAGCUGAUCCAGACCACGUUGUUGCAUUGACAACACGAGAGUUGAAGCGACUGUGUGGAGAUGAGGUUAAAGUUCCUUUUGAUUUUAUCCCCGAGGGAUAUGUCAACCCGCCAAAUUCACAGAAUGGAAGUGUCGUUGGUAAGGAUGAUGAUGAUGAUGAUGAUGAUGAUGAUGAUGAUGUUACGAUUAUGGGAGAUGAACUGGAUGAGGAAACGGAACCAGAGUUCAAACAUAAGGAUCUUGUUAAUCUUUUGGGAAUACCUGGAUGGGCUCAUGUGUGGGAGGACAUGACGAAAAUGCAACGUCAUUUUCAUAUCGUUGCCGCUGGGGAUUGGAGAAUGGGUCCAGUAUUUGACGUUAAAAGCAACUAUUCGGCUUACUAUGGCGUACCAUUGUUUGAACCACAUGACGUAGGUCUUGAUGGUGUGAAUAGGAAGGACGUGCGAGGACUGGAUGUUCCUGGCUUGGAGGAGUUGGAGUUGAAAUUUAGGCUUGAGGAUGAGGCUGAGGAUGAAUAUGAGGAGAGAGAUCAGCGCGAACAUGCAGACGAGAAAGUGGAGCAUGAGAUUGCAGCGGAGUAUGAUAGUGAUGGGAUCCCCUACGACGAUUUCGGCCCCGCAGGAUUCACAGCAUCUGAGACGGGAAGAAUGUAUAAACGCUCUUCUGAGGAAGGAGGACAAUUCGUAGGAAGCGAAGCUGAAGGAUCCGAAGCAGGAGAAUACGCAGGUUCCAUAGUCGAAGGUUACGGAACCACCGACGAUCACCGCGCCGGCACAGGUACUGGUACUAGUCCUGGUACUGUUGGCAUCGACAAUAGUUUCCGAGCUCGCAUGGCGCGCGGCUACAUUUCCACGGGAAAAUACGAUCUCAGCAUGAUGAACCGCACCUCGAAUCCCGACAGUGUAGCCAGCGAAGAAGAAUACGACACCGACGACGACGAAGAUAGUGAGAGCGACGAUGGAACAUUCAACGACUACUCUUUUGGCGAUUCCUCGUACCAUGGAACAGAAUGUCAAGAAGAUUACGCCAUUGGCACAUCGACAUUUACACCGCACGUCUUCCAACUGUACCCACCAUACGACGCAGCCCACGACUGCACAAGCAUCGGCAUCACACCCGACGAAAUGGAGCGUGCUCGUCCCGCGGCCUGGGAUGCCGAAUUCAUCGAGGAUAUAAUAGGAUACUCUCUGCACGAACACGAAGCGCGCAAGCCUCGCGAUCCCACUGCCGAGAUGAUCCUAAUGAGCUAUCUCGAUCCGAUUUCCCAACCGGCAAAAUCCUCGCAAAUGGGUUCGCAUUCGAGAUCUCGAGCUUCGACAGGCUCAUCUACACCAGUUCCUUCACCUACCAAAUCCGGCAAAUCCUUCGUGCCAACCCUCAAAUCUAUCCCUCGCUCCCUUAAUCUUAAUAAAAAUAAAGCACUUCCCUCCACCCCUCCCAUCGGCAUUGGCAUUGGCAUUGGCAUCGGAUCCCGCAGCACCCAUUCCAAUUCCAGCGCCGCAAAAAGCAAAAGCACACUAACUCUACGCAACAUUUCCUCCUUCCGCAAACCCUCUCUUUCACAAGCCAACAUUGCCAAGCUCGAUGGUAAAUCCCCGAGUAACAAGAUUUCCAAAUCCAAAAUCUCCAAAUUCAAAAUCUCCAAAUCUAAAGCCCAAAUUUUAAGCGAUCAGUCUUCGGACUCCGACUCUGAUACCUCCUACAUCGAUCUCACGCGCCCAGGCUCCGCAUAUCUCGUUCCUCCCGCGCAAUCUCUAAUCCUCUAUCUGCACGGCCACGGCCUCAGCACCUCGCACAUUGCCUUCCUCCUGCAACCGCUCCAUCAAAAAUUUCUCUACGAUUCCUCUUCAUCGUGGUGGCCUCCCUCUUCUCUUCUCCCCCCUUCCCCAUCCUCUUCCCCCACAAACCCCUCCACAAGCUCCUCCCAAAACUCCCUCCCAAACCCCAAACCCCCCCUCCGCUUCCCCCCCCACCACCUCUUCACCCCCACCACCGUCGACCAAAUCCUCGCCCACUGCACCUGCCCCAAGCCCUGGUGGGAAGAACCACACGCCGUCGAUCCAGACGGAAAAAUCUUACCCGAAGCUUUUAAAAUAUUGCAGCGGGGGAUGCAGGUGAGGAAGGCGCAGAUGUUGGUUAGGAAGAGUGUGGAGAAUUUUUAUUUUUGGAGGUUGAGGGGGGAGGCGCCGCAUGGGAAUUUGAUGAGGGGGUGA